CCACCGACCCAUCAUGAGUUCAUCACUAUCGUAAUCACAAUCAUAGUCAAAUCAAAUCCCCAAAUUCCGCUUCAUUUAUUCAUACUCAACAGUUGAACACCAUCUCCAAUUACACACUCUCCGCCGACAUUACCUUAAUUCGCUAUUUUUAUGUCAUCAAGAUCGCCAUUAUCAUCUUCAAGACCCGUGACUCAUGGCAACUAAAGGUAAUCCAGGAGACAAUAGAACUAGGGCCUCAUUUACUCUAUUUAUAGUAGUUGGUUUAUGUUGCUUCUUUUAUUUACUUGGUGCGUGGCAACGAAGCGGUUUUGGUAAGGGAGAUAGUAUAGCUCAAGAAGUAACAAAGAGCGCCGAUUGUAGUGUGCUUUCGAAUCUGAACGUCGAGAGUCACCAUGGUAACGGAGUGAAGAAGACCGACGAUUUACGAUCAGAAAUCAAGGUUUUCGAGCCAUGUGAUGACCGGUUUGUUGAUUACACCCCCUGUCAUGAUCAAAUGCGCGCAAUGACUUUCCCUAGAGAAAAUAUGAAUUACAGGGAAAGACAUUGUCCUCCUGAAAAUGAGAAAUUACACUGUCUUAUUCCCGCCCCGAAAGGGUAUGUGACACCAUUUCCAUGGCCCAAAAGUCGUGAUUUCGUCCCAUUUGCCAAUGCGCCUUACAAAAGCUUGACUGUCGAGAAGGCGAUUCAAAAUUGGAUCCAAUACGAAGGGGAUGUUUUUCGGUUUCCAGGUGGCGGAACGCAGUUUCCUCAUGGGGCUGAUGCGUAUAUCGAUCAUUUGGCUUCUGUCAUCCCAAUUAACAACGGGAUGGUUAGAACGGCACUAGACACUGGAUGUGGUGUUGCAAGUUGGGGUGCGUAUUUAUUCAAGAAAAACGUGAUAGCCAUGUCGUUCGCACCACGAGACUCACAUGAAGCGCAAGUUCAAUUUGCUCUUGAAAGAGGUGUUCCGGCAAUUAUUGGUGUUCUAGGAACGAUAAAGCUUCCGUAUCCUUCUAGAGCCUUCGACAUGGCUCAUUGUUCGAGGUGCUUGAUACCAUGGGGCGGAAAUAGUGGAAAGUACAUGAUGGAAGUGGAUCGAGUCUUGAGACCCGGUGGCUAUUGGGUUCUUUCUGGACCGCCGAUUAACUGGCGGGCUAAUUAUAAAUCAUGGCAACGGCCUAAAGACGAACUUGAAAACGAACAGAGGAAUAUCGAGGAAACGGCUAAACUUCUUUGUUGGGAGAAAAAAUAUGAAAAGGGCGAAACCGCAAUUUGGAGGAAACGAGUCAAUAAAUCCUAUUGUCAAGAACGUGACUCUCGUGUUACCAUGUGUAAAUCCAAAAAUGCAGAUGAUGUCUGGUACAAGGAGAUGGAAGCUUGUGUAACCCCGUAUCCCGAGACAGACAACAAUGACGAUGUUUCGGGUGGUGAAUUAAAACCGUUUCCCGAGAGACUAAAUGACGUUACACCGAGGAUUACCAGUGAUUCGGUUCCUGGAAUAUCUGUUGAGCUAUUCCUAGAAGACAACAAACUGUGGCAGAAACAUGUGAAUGCGUACAAGAGGGUGAAUAAGAUCAUUGACUCAGGGCGUUAUCGUAAUAUUAUGGAUAUGAAUGCGGGUCUUGGAAGCUUUGCUGCUGCACUCGAGUCUCCGAAAUCAUGGGUUAUGAGCGUGAUGCCAACGGUGUCUAAAAAAGACACACUUGGUGUCAUUUUUGAGCGCGGUCUGAUUGGCAUCUACCAUGACUGGUGUGAAGCGUUCUCAACUUACCCGAGGACAUAUGACCUAAUACACGCAAACGGUCUUUUCAGCUUGUACAAAGACAAGUGUAGUUACGAGGACAUUCUUUUAGAAAUGGACAGAAUUUUACGGCCCGAAGGCACAGUAAUAAUACGUGACAGUGAAACAGAGGUUAUGAAGGUGAAAAGAAUGGUUUCGGGCAUGAGAUGGAACACGAAAAUGGUGGAUCAUGAAGAUGGACCACUUGUUUCUGAGAAGAUAUUGUUUGCUGUUAAACAGUAUUGGGUUGCAGGUGAAAGUAACUACACAUCAUCCAGAUGAUUGAGGAAGAUUAUGGUGUAGGAUGAAAUUUGUUUAACAUAUUGUUUGUUUUGAUCUUAAUUAGUUGUAUACAAAAAUAUUUAUAUUAGUUUAAGUUUAGUUUAGGGCUGAUAUAAGAGUUCUAAUUUUUGAGCUUCAAUUUAAAAGGAUUUUAUAUUAAAAAAUAUUUAUAUAAUUUUUAGAGCAC
Helianthus annuus (common sunflower) is the source of this 2228-nucleotide messenger RNA. Its product is annotated as probable methyltransferase PMT2. The transcript is spliced from 5 exons. The coding region runs from base 194 to 2041 and encodes 615 amino acids. Gene Ontology annotation, cellular component: endosome; cytoplasm; trans-Golgi network. Gene Ontology annotation, molecular function: methyltransferase activity. Lineage: Eukaryota; Viridiplantae; Streptophyta; Magnoliopsida; Asterales; Asteraceae. The record is from RefSeq and is a predicted model, not a curated record.